Molecule: messenger RNA, 2557 nt
Organism: Cervus elaphus (red deer)
Lineage: Eukaryota; Metazoa; Chordata; Mammalia; Artiodactyla; Cervidae
Gene: P2RX7
Product: purinergic receptor P2X 7
Exons: 14
Coding region: 102-2087 (661 amino acids)
Biological process (GO): monoatomic cation transmembrane transport; response to ATP
Cellular component (GO): plasma membrane; nuclear inner membrane
Molecular function (GO): ATP binding; purinergic nucleotide receptor activity; extracellularly ATP-gated monoatomic cation channel activity
Source: RefSeq, a predicted model, not a curated record
AAUCCAGACAUUUCACUCUCCUCGUCCUGGCGGGUCUGCUGUGGCCGGUCUGGGAGGGUUGAGCCCUGGUCUAGCCCUGAGUGGACAGCGAGCCUCUCACCAUGACAGGCUGCUGCAGCUGGAAUGAUGUUUUCCAGUAUGAGACAGACAAAAUCAUCCGGAUCCAAAGCAAGACUUAUGGCACCAUUAAAUGGUUCUUCCACGUGGUGCUCUUUUCUUACAUUGGUGAGCUCAGGCGCUGUGCGGCUGAAGUCUGGCUUUGCUGUUCCUUCCUGUGGCACGUUGAGGACUCUCUCACCAUGGGUGCAUGCAGCCAAACCCCACUGCGAUGCCAGUACAUGUCCGUGAAAGUCCUUCUCAUUGAGAAUUCGUGGAUUGGGUUUCUGAAAAACAUCUUUAUAGUGUGCAUCGUGGUCUACAACUGCUUUGCUUUGGUGAGUGACAAGCGGUACCAACGGAAAGAGCCUGUCAUCAGUUCUGUGCACAGCAAGAUAAAAGGGAUAGCAGAGGUGAAAAGGGAGAUUAUGGAGAACGGGCAGAAGAAGGUUGUGUGGAAUGUCUUUGACAUGGCGGAUUACACCUUCCCCUUGCAGGGGAACUCCUUCUUUGUGAUGACAAACUUUCUCAAGACAGAAGGCCAAGAGCAAGGGUUGUGUCCUGAGUACCCCACCCGCAGGACGCUCUGUUCCUCUGAUCGGGGUUGUAAAAAGGGAUGGCUGGGCCCGCUGAGCAAAGGCAUCCAGACCGGCAGAUGUAUAGAUUAUAACAAGAAGCAGAAGACCUGUGAAGUCUUCGCCUGGUGUCCUGUCGAGGCAGCGGAAAAGGCUCCGGAGCCUGCGCUCUUGGUCAGUGCUGAAAACUUUACUGUCCUCAUCAAGAAUAAUAUCGACUUCCCUGGCCACAAUUACACCACGAGAAACAUCUUGCCGGAUUUAAACAGCACUUGCACCUUUCACAAGACUCGGGAUCCACAGUGUCCCAUUUUCCGACUAGGAGAUAUCUUCCAAGAAACAGGAGAUAAUUUUUCAGAAAUGGCAAUUCAGGGAGGAAUCAUGGGCAUUGAGAUCUACUGGGACUGCAACCUGGACAGAUGGUUCCAUCACUGCCGUCCAAAAUACAGUUUCCGUCGCCUUGACGACAAGACGGCCAAGGAGUCCUUGUAUCCUGGCUACAACUUCAGAUUUGCCAAGUACUAUAAAGAAAAUAACACUGAAAAGCGGACCCUGAUAAAAGCUUACGGGAUCCGUUUUGACAUCCUGGUUUUCGGCACCGGGGGAAAAUUUGACAUCAUCCAGCUGAUCGUGUAUAUUGGUUCAACCCUCUCCUACUUUGGUUUGGCCACUGUGUUCGUUGACAUGCUCAUCAACACUUAUUCAAGUAAAUACUGUCGAUCGCAUGUUUAUCCCUGGUGCAAGUGCUGUCAAUUCUGCGCAGUCAAUGAAUACUACUACAAGAAGAAGUAUGAAUCCAUUGUGGAGCCAACACAGACAUUAAAAUAUGUGUCCUUUGUGGAUGAACCCUAUAUUAGGAUGGUAAAUGAAAGACUACUUGGGAGAAGUCUGCAAGAUGUCAAAGGUGAAAAAGUUCAGAGAUCCCAGCUGGACUUUUCAGACUUGUCCCGGCUGCCUCUGUCUCUUCAUGACCCACCCCCCAUUCCCGGACAACCAGAGGAGAUCCAGCUGCUUGGUGAAGAGGCGCGCCUUAAAUCCAGGGACUGCCCGGAUUGGUGCCAGUGCGGAAGCUGCCUUCCAUCCCAACUCCCUGAGAACCAGAGACGCCUGGAGGAGCUGUGCUGCCGGAAAAAGCUGGGUGCCUGUAUCACCACCUCAGAGCUAUUCAGGGACCUCGUGCUGUCCAGGCGGGCCCUGCAGUUCCUCCUGCAGUACCAGGAGCCCCUGCUGGUGCUGGAUGCAGAUUCUGCCAACAGCCGGCUGCGGCACUGCGCCUACAGGAGCUACACCACCUGGCGCUUUGGCUCCCAGGACCUGGCUGACUUCGCCAUCCUGCCCAGCUGCUGCCGCUGGAGGAUCCGGAGGGAGUUCCCCAAGAGUGAAGGCCAGUACAGUGGCUUCAAGAGUCCUUACUGAUGCACUGAGCAGUCACAGAAUAUUGCCUUUGCUUGCACCUUGAGCUUCACCUGCAAGGAUGUGUGUCCAGAUUUUUAGCCAAAGGGAAAUGGGCUUUCCUCUCCCCCAGCUCUAUGUGUGUCAGAGAGCAAAGUGACAGGGUAAACAAACAACAGAUAAACCAGAAUCCCUCAGCAUGGACUGAGGGUCAAGAGAUUCAGAUUCAUUUCUCCAUUCUGUCCCUAGGUGGUUGAGAUCCUAGGCCUUUAACCUCUGUACCUUAGUUGCCUUAUUAGCCAACCUACUGUUUCACAAUUAGGAGAGCAAAUUGAGGCAGUGUACACAAAUUUUCUUAUUAAUGCAUAAAAGCUACAUGAAUAUGGGCUUCCCUGGUGGUCAAGUGGUUAAGAAUCCACCUGCCAAAGCAGGGGAUAUGGGUUCAAUCCCUGAUCCAGGAACACCCCGCAUGCUGCAGAGCAGCUAAGCCCAUG